AUGCCGCGCGCAGAAAGCCGCCAUAUUGUUGUCCGACCUUUGGAGCAUGGGUCGGACAAAAGUACCAAUUUCGGCGCCGUAAUUACAGGGGUAGACCUGAAUGACCUAGACGACAAGUCAUUUGCGGUACUGAGAGAAGCAGUCUAUACACACAGUGUCGUUGUCAUCGAGGGCCAGGAGAAUCUUCUCCCUGCGAACCAGUUUGGCUUUGUGCAGCGGUUUGACCCAGAUGCUAGCCCUCAGCACGGCUUCGGGUAUGGCAAAUCCACAAAGGAACUCGGCAAGCUGGGGAAAAAGCCGUUCCAUGUGAUUCCGCACUCCCUCGGAGGCGUGACUCUCGUGGGCAACGGCUACCAGGGUCCAGAUCACUAUGGUCUUCGAGAGGUAACGCUCGACGCUGUCAGUCACGUCGAUUUCCACGCGGACCCCUUGCCCCGGGAGCGACUGGGCCACGGCGAGACACGAUUUAACACGUUCCAUUUCGACGGCAUCAUCUACGGAUCCCACCCGUCACGAGUCACGACUUUCCGAUGCGUGAAGGCGCCCAAGGGACCGGACGUGACGGUUCGAUUCGACGAUGGCACGGGCCGGACCAUCCAGUGUGCUCCCGGCAGCACCGCCUUCAUCAGCAGCUCUCAAUUGUACGAUUGCUUGACCGCGGAAGAAAAAGCCACGGUGGACAACAGCUUUUGGGAGCCGGCGCCGCAUCCGUUUGCCUGGUCAGGGACUCGAGGGCAGCGGUCCACUGGAUUGGGAGUUAACCCCGGAAGAAGUGGUGGAAACACCGUCCCGCUUGACCAACUUCCUCCAUGGGAAUCCCACAAGGUUCACAAAUAUCCCAUGGUGUGGAUCAACCCCGUCACAGGGGCGAAGGGGUUGCAGCUGAUGCCCGACAUCGUCCUCCGGCUGCAUCUGAAGCACAGCCCCGACCCUGACGGCGAAACCCGGGUGGUGGAAGACCAGGAGGAAAUCCACGCCUGGCUCAAUCCAAUCUACGACCGGUUCUUUGGCCCCGAGUAUAUCUUGAUCCCACCGUGUCAAGAAGGCAGCAUGGUCGUAUGGAACAACUGGGUGGGUGCUGGCAACCGCGAAACAGGGCUGCGAACGGUCCAUGAGAUGGAUACCUUGUUGAUUCGGAUACCUUACUGA
Capronia epimyces CBS 606.96 is the source of this 1149-nucleotide messenger RNA. RefSeq lists its product as uncharacterized. The record is from RefSeq and is a predicted model, not a curated record. The transcript is spliced from 3 exons. Gene Ontology annotation, molecular function: oxidoreductase activity. The coding region runs from base 1 to 1149 and encodes 382 amino acids. NCBI's taxonomy places the organism in Eukaryota, Fungi, Ascomycota, Eurotiomycetes, Chaetothyriales, Herpotrichiellaceae.